CGGAGUAUUUAGGAGGCCGAGCGGGGAUGGGGGGUGGGGUUGCUCCCUCGACGCGCCCGGGCUCGAUUGGCUGGCCUUCCUAGCCGCGGCGGUACCGGUGGCUGAGGCGAAGAUUCAACCGCUGAGCAGAGCCGGGCGGGACUGGCUACCGGUGGGAGGCGGCGGCUGAAAAACAUGAAGAUCCAGUUUCGAACAUGAGACUCAUUAGGUGAUCAUUUCAUUGAGAUAACUUGAAUGACCAGGUGUAAAGUGCAAGAGGAAUGUACAAUGACUGAGUGUUUGCUGUUUCACUCCUUGCUGCUGUAUCUGCUGCUGCCUCCUGCCUGUACUGUUAUUGCUUCUCUGCACCCUGCCUUGGAGCCAGCCAAUUAUGAACUGAAACCUCUACAAACUGCAACUCAAAUUAUUUUAUUGCCAACCUCUACCUCUUUGGAUUCUGCAAGAGAAACAAUGCCGCCAGCAGCCCCUAAAGCCCAAGAAUCCAGUCAGUUAUCAAACAGACUCAUGAUUGAAAAACAGCAGGAAGAAGCAGAAUGGGAAAUCAUAAAUGUGCUGUUAAUGAGGCAUGGCUUAAAACCUUUGUGCCUCGUCCAAAGAACAGAUCUUAAAGAUCUUAUCAUUUUUGAUAAACAAUCAUCACAAAGGAUGAGACAGAAUUUGAAAAUGUUGGUGGAAGAAACAGAACGUCAACAGAAUGUGAUACAAGAACUCAUAGAAACUAAUCAGCAACUUAAAAAUGAGCUUCAGCUAGAACAAAGCCGAGCAGCACAUCAGGAACAACGAGCUAAUGACUUGGAACAAAUUAUGGAGAGUGUGAAAUGCAAAAUUGGUGAAUUAGAAGAUGAGUCUCUAAACAGGGUUUGCCAGCAACAAAAUAAAAUGAAAGAUCUGCAGAAGGAGAGUAGAACUUUACAGACAAAAUGCCAGCAUUACAAGAAAAAACAAAUGGAGCAGCAACAGACUAUUGCUUCUUUGCAAAAGGAUAUCUGUCGAUUAACAAAAGAGGAAGAAGAACGAAUUAUCACUCAAAACAGAGUGUUUGCCUAUCUCUGCAAAAGGGUUCCUCACACCGUCUUGGAUAGACAGUUGCUGUGCCUGAUUGACUACUAUGAAUCUAAAAUUAGAAAAAUCUAUACACAAAGGCAAUAUAAAAAAAAUGAAAGUCAAUCAGAAGAAGAAAAAGAUGGCAGAGAUCUGAAUGGCUCACCAACUUAUAAAGGCCUUCUACUGUCAUUACAGAAUCAACUCAAGGAAUCAAACUCCAAGAUUGAUGCACUUUUAAGUGAAAAGCUGAACCUCCAAAAAGAUUUAGAAAGCAGGCCCACACAACAUGAAUUAAGACUUUAUAAACAACAAGUGAAGAAACUGGAGAAAGCCCUCAAGAAAAACAUUAAAUUACAGGAGCUUAUCAGUCAUACAAAAGCUGAGGAUACAGAGAAAAAAGAUGAAUCCAGCAAAGAAAGCCAUCAACAAGUUCUAGUUGACCAGAGAUACUUUCAGGUGCUAUGUAGCAUCAAUUCAAUUAUUCACAAUUCAAGAGCUCCAGUAAUACUUUAUAAACAGAGCAAAGAAGGAGCCCAACAUUUUAACAAAGAUUUUGUUCAAGACUGUGGAUUUGAACAUCUUGUUCCUAUGAUAGAAAUGUGGGCAGAUGAACUGACAUCCUUGAAGGAUUUAUAUAAGUCCUUGAAAAUACUAUCAGCAGAGCUGGUACCCUGGCAUAAUUUUAAGAAACAGAAUGAAAAUGAAGGUGUCAGAGUUGAAAAUCUGUUGUUUAUGGUAGAUACCAUAUUGGAAGAAGUGGAAAAUAAAGAAAAGGACAGCAACAUGCCAAACUUUCAGACUUUGCAAGCUAUUGUCUCUCACUUCCAAAAAUUAUUUGAUGUGCCUUCGUUAAAUGGCGUCUAUCCCCGAAUGAAUGAAGUUUAUACCAGGCUUGGAGAAAUGAACAAUGCUGUGAGAAACCUUCAAGAACUCUUAGAAUUAGAUAGCUCAUCCUCAUUGUGUGUGCUGGUAAGCACAGUUGGAAAGUUGUGUAGGCUGGUUAAUGAGGAUGUGAAUGAGCAGGUUAAGCAAGUCUUAGGACCUGAAGACCUCCAAAGCAUUAUCAACAAACUGGAAGAACAUGAAGAAUUUUUCCCAGCGUUUCAGGCAUUUACUAAUGAUCUACUUGAAAUCUUAGAAAUUGAAGACUUGGAUGCCAUUGUACCUGCAGUAAAGAAAUUAAAAGUACUUUCAUACUGAAACAAAUCAUUUUAGUGUGUAAAGUGCAUUUUUACCAUUCUAAAUAUUAUGUAGGAUUGAUCUUGAAACAAAAAGUAUAAAAUAUAUUUGCUUUUGGAAUCAUCCUCUUAGUACUGGGUGAUUCUCCUUAUAAUUUUUUAUUAACUUUGAGAUUCUUUUAUUAAAAAAUAGCUGCUUAGUUAUUAAAAUAGUGAAUUAAUUUAGAUCUCUUAAUCAUUUCUUAAGCAAUUCUUGAGUGCUUAAAAUUUAGGGUAGAGUUUGUGAGAAAAGACCCAGGCAUUGAGUCUAAAUAAUAGAAAAAUUGUAUUUAAGUUUAUUCACCUUCAGGUCAGGACAAAAGGAAUGCCAAGUCCCGUCAGUAGUAAGCUGCUUUCCUGGCAAGGAUUAAUUGGCAUAUUCUAUGAAGAUAUCCCUCAUGGCAGCUAUCUUUUCAGAAGGAGAAAGGAAAAAAAAAGUUUUAUGUUUGUGUUAGGAUAAGAAGUGAAUCAUGGGAUAAAAUAGAUGAGUAGAUAGAAUCCCUUUUUUUAAUGCCUUUUUUGAAGUGUUGAUGCAGUGUGCUUUUUA
Messenger RNA from Fukomys damarensis (Damara mole-rat), 2808 nucleotides. It is a transcript of the gene Cep70, whose product is annotated as centrosomal protein 70. Bases 235 to 2244 code for a protein of 669 amino acids. NCBI's taxonomy places the organism in Eukaryota, Metazoa, Chordata, Mammalia, Rodentia, Bathyergidae. Gene Ontology annotation, biological process: regulation of microtubule cytoskeleton organization; cilium assembly. Gene Ontology annotation, molecular function: gamma-tubulin binding. The record is from RefSeq and is a predicted model, not a curated record. Gene Ontology annotation, cellular component: centrosome. The transcript is spliced from 19 exons.